UUUCCACGAACAAUCUCAGACACAGACAGACAACCGAUCGGCUGCGUAUUUUAAGGAUCUUUUUUCCACUUUACUUGUUCAACGUUAACGAACUUCUCGCUCUUUCCUUUCUUUUUCUUCUCUGUGUAAUUUUCUUUUAAUUUUCUUUCAUUUUCCCUAAUUUCCACUUAUCUUCGUUUUCUUUCUAUCCAAACAUGACCUCCUCAUCCAUAAGAACUACCCCUGGUUAUAUAUCAUCCUGCUAUUGCUUCAGAGAUAAAGACUUUUUCCCUAGCAGUAACAAGUCUCAAUUAAAAUUUCCCAGAUUAAAUAAAUCAAAAUUCUUAUGUGUAUCUGGUUCGGAUAAGAAAUUCGCUGUUUCUUCUUGUUCAACGGCGAUUGAAAUUCCUUUGGAAACCACUUACAGACUAGGAGUUUCGGACAAGAUUCAGCUUUUGAUUUCAGAAUUCAAGUCUUUAACAGAGCCAAUAGAUCGCGUGAAACGGCUCUUACGUUACGCAGAGAUGCUUGCUCCGUUUGACGAGUUGGCUCGGGUGCCGGAGAACAGAGUCAAGGGCUGCACCACUCAGGUGUGGCUCGACGCCAGAAUAGACAAAAAUGGAAAGGCAAGGUUUCGAGCCGACAGCGAUUCGGAGAUUACUAAAGGGUUCUGUUCGUGUCUAAUAUGGAUGAUGGACGGUGCCGAUCCUGAUGAGGUGGUGGGAGUGAGGGCGGAGGAUUUGGUUGAGUUGAACGUCGGGGCCCAUGGGAAGGCCAAAUCGAGAGUCAACACGUGGCAGAAUGUGUUGAUUAGUAUGCGGGAUAGAACGGAGGCGUUGAUGGUGGAGAGAGAGGGAAAGCUGCCUCAGCUGAGGCCAUUUCCUUCAUUCCUUGUCAGCUCUAAUCAUGGCAGUUACACCAGAGUUUAGGGAUAUACGAAAGAUAUGAUCAUCUACAAGAAACAAUUUAAGAGGGCACUCCAUUGAUCAAUUAGCAAGUGAUGGGAAAGAUUAAGCAGGAAUGCUUCUUGGAAACGGAGGCCUGCUUCAAAAGAAUUUAUAGGAAAUGGGAUGCUCAGACCAGGUAUCUACUAAAUUUGGGUAAUUUACAAAGAAAAGAAAAGCUGGAGUCCUCCCUCGUGUUGAAUUACUUGAAGAAAAAACGGUUGAAAUAGUACUUAGUUUGAAGUUCAGCAAAAGUGUUUGACAUUGCAUUAUUGCAGCGUAUGUAGUAUAUAUGUACUGAUCUACUUAAUUAUCAUUUGUAAGACAAAGGAGUGUAAGAAACAAUGGAAUUGUUACCAAUUUGUGUAUUGUAAAACCCCAUUAUAAUUUCCAAUUUAAUGAAGAAUU
This is a messenger RNA of Durio zibethinus, 1331 nucleotides long. RefSeq names its product sufE-like protein 2, chloroplastic. NCBI's taxonomy places the organism in Eukaryota, Viridiplantae, Streptophyta, Magnoliopsida, Malvales, Malvaceae. The record is from RefSeq and is a predicted model, not a curated record.